Cuscuta epithymum is the source of this 1109-nucleotide messenger RNA. The record is from the annotation of a GenBank genome assembly. NCBI's taxonomy places the organism in Eukaryota, Viridiplantae, Streptophyta, Magnoliopsida, Solanales, Convolvulaceae.
ACAUUUGACGCUUCCCCAUCUAACCAUCCUGCCGUAACAGUUGACACUAGCAUAGUCUUGUCCCUUCCACUGCAGUUCAAUUAUGGAUGUUAGGAGACCAAUUGUGAUAUACAUUAGUUCAGAUGAAGAGGAUUCCGCAGAGUCCCUCUCCGCCACCAGCCGUGGAGUAGGAGGCGGUGGAAGCUGGGAUGACAGUGACAGCGACGAUUGCGUGAUUUUGGAAGAAGACCCUUUUAAGGCGGAGGAAGUAGUGAAAGAAAUAGCAAGCGAUGAUUCCUGCGAUGAUGUGGUUGUGUGUGGGACAAAGGGUCAGGUUGUUGUUGCCUGUAGAGAUUUUCCCCAUCCUCGCCAUCUUUGUGCUAAAUUCCCCUUUGCUACAACAUCACAUGAAAUCCACUGUGACAAGUGUCAUUGUUAUAUUUGUGAGUCACUGGCUCCAUGUCUCUACUGGGGAAAGAACCAUGUUAUGUCCCACUGCGAUGCUACUGAUAAAAUAGCACUGUGGAGAACCCAUAGAGAAGGCAAAAAGAACAAUAUAGCUCGUGGGUUAAGUAAUUUGACCCUUGGCCAUGCCAAAUCUGAACUAACUUGAGAUCCUUCCCUGCUUGGGAUUCCUUUUGUGCCCCUCCAGUUCAAAGCAUUUUAUGUGAAAGCAGGCAACCCAACGCAAGCCUUUGGUACAUCCAGCAUUUAUCCCGCACUUAUGAUGUUACAAUUGUAUGCACAUGUAUGAACUCUCGAACCACUCUUAUUCCUCACCCCUAAUUUCUCUCCUUCAAAAGCAAAAAGGGAAGGGAACAAAGUGAGGUCAAUGGUGCUCGGACCUGGUCCAAGCAGUUUGAUAGGGACUAUAGCUCUUGGUAUUUGAUAUGUUAUGCAUGACAUGUUGGGGAAGAGUGAUUUAUGUGGGCGGAUUGGGAUGAUAUUCCUAUUUUAUAAAUGAGUUUGUUUAUGGGUAGAAUUUAAGGUUUAUACUCAUGCAUGAUGCAUUGACUGGUGUAUAUUGUUGUUAUUUUUGGAAAGGUUCGACUUCUUAACUCCUGCCGGUUCUCUUGCUACUCCUCUUAAUAGUUUAGCACUUCAUUUUAUAUGAAAAGCUUUUAAUCCCA